Molecule: messenger RNA, 1147 nt
Organism: Dipodomys ordii (Ord's kangaroo rat)
Lineage: Eukaryota; Metazoa; Chordata; Mammalia; Rodentia; Heteromyidae
Gene: Fam43b
Product: family with sequence similarity 43, member B
Exons: 2
Coding region: 449-1147 (232 amino acids)
Source: RefSeq, a predicted model, not a curated record
GCAGCCGCCAGCUCGGGCUCGGGCCACCUCCCAGCCGCAGCCGCAGUCGGGGCGGCGCGGGAGGGGGGCGGGGAAGGGACCGUGGGAAUCGACCCCUUAUUUGGAUCUGGGGCGGGGGCAUCCACCACCUCUGACCCCACCAACCGCCAGCCCCUCGUCACUUCCCAAGACGGUGGGAGCCGCUCUCCCGGAGGACGCGCGGUUCCCGGCCGCCGCCGGGCAUCUUGGCGGCCAGUCAGGCUGGACACCGGGCACCUGCGACGCUCAGCCCCGCCGUGCCCCUGGGCAUCCGGAGCAGCGACUGUCUCCGGCGCCAACCAGCUUCCCGCGGCUGCGGGGCGGAGGGUGGGGGUGGGGGGCUCUGCCAGCUUUCCCCGGCCCCCGGCCGGGACACUCCCGUGAGCGCCCCGAGACCCCCCGCCCCACGCCAGCCGCUGUGGCCGCCGCGAUGCUGCCCUGGAGACGGAACAAAUUCGUGCUGGUGGAGGACGAGGCCAAGUGCAAGACGAAGAGCCUGAGCCCCGGGCUGGCCUACACGUCGCUGCUCUCCAGCUUCCUGCGCUCCUGCCCGGACCUGCUGCCCGACUGGCCGCUGGAGCGCCUGGGCCGCGUCUUCCGCAGCCGGCGCCAGAAAGUGGAGCUCAACAAGGAGGACCCCACCUACACCGUGUGGUACCUGGGCAACGCCGUCACCCUGCACGCCAAGGGCGACGGCUGCACCGACGACGCCGUGGGCAAGAUCUGGGCGCGCUGCGGGCCGGGCGGGGGCACGAAGAUGAAGCUGACGCUGGGGCCGCACGGGAUCCGCAUGCAGCCGUGCGAGCGCGGCGUCUCGGGGGGCUCGGGGGGCCGCAGGCCCACGCACGCCUACCUGCUGCCCCGCAUCACCCACUGUGCGGCGGACGCGCGCCACCCGCGCGUCUUCGCCUGGGUCUACCGCCACCAGGCGCGCCACAAGGCCGUGGUGCUGCGCUGCCACGCCGUGCUCCUGGCGCGGGCGCACAAGGCGCGCUCCCUGAUGAGCGAGGCAGAGGAAAGGGGCUGGCACCAGGCAGCCUUCGGAUUCCUGCAAGUGGGCUGGACCAGUGGUUUUCAAACCACAUUCGGCAAGUACCAGAUUUCCCAGCAGUGCCCUAAGGCCUGCUGA